This is a messenger RNA of Dothidotthia symphoricarpi CBS 119687, 1683 nucleotides long. RefSeq names its product aspartate aminotransferase. The record is from RefSeq and is a predicted model, not a curated record. The coding region runs from base 303 to 1550 and encodes 415 amino acids. Gene Ontology annotation, cellular component: cytosol. Gene Ontology annotation, molecular function: pyridoxal phosphate binding; L-aspartate:2-oxoglutarate transaminase activity. The transcript is spliced from 3 exons. Gene Ontology annotation, biological process: L-aspartate biosynthetic process. NCBI's taxonomy places the organism in Eukaryota, Fungi, Ascomycota, Dothideomycetes, Pleosporales, Dothidotthiaceae.
UGACAUCCUCACACCACCUUAUAUAGAAAGCUAUCCGAAGCAUUUGCAAUGGCCUGAUGUAUCCAUUUCUCCAUCUCUGCGGAGGUUCCCCGUAGCCCGCGUAUCCCCUCCGCCGAAGAGAACCUGCGGGGUUAGUGUUGUUGGAAGCUUCCUAAUCAAGCGGUGUAAGGGCUUCGUGAGAGCUCGCCGCCACAUUUACAGUCAUGCCAGACUCACCUACUCCGAAGCUACCCUCGUCCUCGCCCUCCCUACAAAAUCCCUCACAAUCCCGCCUCACUCAGAUAUCUUCACACGUCGUCCCCAUGGCUGCUACAUCUUUCGACGCGAAUGUCGUCCCGCAGGCGCCAGAAGACCCGUUGUUCGGGCUGAUGGCUGCCUUUCGGCGCGACACUGACGCCAAGAAGGUCGACUUGGGCAUUGGAGCCUACAGGGACAACAAUGCGAAGCCCUGGGUGCUGCCUGUGGUGAAGAAGGCCGACGACCGCCUCCGCAGCGAUCCGGAGCUCAACCACGAGUACCUGCCCAUUGCCGGUCUUCCCGAAUUUACUUCAGCCUCACAGAAGCUGGUACUGGGCGGCGACAGUCCUGCCAUCAAGGAGAAACGGGUCACGAGUCUGCAGACCAUCUCUGGCACCGGUGCCGUGCAUCUGGGCGCCCUCUUCCUUGCCAAGUUCUACAAGCCCGAGACGGAUCGUCUGUCGUACUUCUCCGACCCGACAUGGGCGAACCACUUCCAGAUCUUCUCCAACGUCGGCCUCGCAUACAAGACAUACCCCUACUUCUCCAAGAAGACAAAGGGCCUCGACUUCGAUGGCAUGGUCGGCACCCUCCAGGACGCGCCGGAGGGCAGCAUCAUUGUGCUGCACGCCUGCGCUCACAAUCCCACUGGCGUCGACGCUACACAAGAGCAGUGGAAGAAGAUCGCAGACGUCAUGCGCACCAAGAAGCACUUUCCCUUCUUCGACACCGCCUACCAGGGCUUUGCCUCGGGAGACCUUGCCCGCGACGGCUGGGCAAUCCGCUACUUUGUCGAGCAGGGCUUCGAACUCUGCGUCGCCCAGUCAUACGCGAAGAACUUUGGUCUGUACGGCGAGCGUGCCGGCUGCUUCCACUUCGUCACCUCACCCUCGUCUGAUGCAGAAUCCACUAUUGGCCGCAUUGCCUCACAGCUCGCCAUCCUCCAGCGCUCUGAGAUCUCGAAUCCACCUGCGUAUGGCGCCCGUAUUGCCUCGACCGUGCUGAACGACCCAGAGCUCUUCGCCCUGUGGGAAGAGAAUUUGCGGGAGAUGUCUGGUCGCAUCAAGGAGAUGCGCACAGCCCUGCGCAGCAAACUUGAAGAGCUGGAUACGCCUGGUACGUGGAACCACAUCACGGACCAGAUCGGCAUGUUCAGCUUUACUGGCUUGACCGAGCAGCAGGUCAUGAAGAUCCGCGAGGAUUCUCAUGUCUACAUGACCAAGAACGGACGUAUCUCCAUGGCCGGUCUCAAUACUCACAACGUUGAAUACUUUGCCAAGGCUGUUGACAAGGUCAUUCGUGAGACGCAGUGAUGUGUGAGCGAUUAGGCGUGUGGAGUCGUGUGGGUUACGAAGCGUCCCCUAUCUGCUCGCCUCUGUUGAGGUUCAAAUAGUGCGAUGUGUAACGAUCGACUCGAAGAGUAAUGGCUAUGAGAACACGACAACG